ACCUUUUCCCAAGGUGAGACCAACGGAUGGUUGCCAUGAAUUCAACAUGCACUGCUAUAUAUUGGCACAGUAUUUGCAAUAAUUCUAUUGUUUUAUGGUAAAUAGAUACUACAGAAAUGCAGGGUCCAGUCAUGUGGCAUCAGACCCAGGGGCAGUGGCUCCAGAGCGCCCACCAGGUGCACAAUCCUUACAUGGGAGACCUCAUCCAGUCUGUCCCCAAGAGGUUGUGUGUCAGCCAGUACCGCAGUAGUGUUCCUUACUGGCUCCCCCAUCACAAACUGCACCCUGACCCGCACCCUACACACUGGUGGCCUGAGGCCUGCAACGUGGCCAACCAAGCUGAGCGCCCCUGCUCCUACAAGCACAGGUUUAUGAAUGUCAGGAUGUGGUCGGGAGUCACCACAGGGCCUCACCCACAACCCAGCUUCCUCCCUCAGGCUGGUGACAGCACCUGUUUGGCAGCUUGGCAGAAGGCUGUAGGGCCUUUACUCCAGAGCCCGGGUCCUGUGGCAGGACCAACCAUUCUGACCCAGGUCAGUGAGACACACCUGCAGGGAGCAAGGGACAGCUGCCUCCCCAAGGCCACCUCACUAGAGGAGGCCAUGAAGAUCUUUCAAUGUGAGCCUGUGCCCCAACAGGCUUCUCCGAUUCCUUUUCAGGAGCUGGGGUCAAUUCCCACCCAGGUUUCAGAUGAGGCUCCUUCUCACUACACCAUGGACCACUCUUUGGACUACGAGGACUUGGAGGCCUGUGUGCAGCGGCUACUGGACGCCCACACCUCGACGGAGGCUCAGGACGCCUCAGUGGCAGCAGAGGAGUCUGGGAUGGAGUUUGACUAUGAGAUGGACAGCUUGGGCCAACUUUGUGACCUCUAG
Molecule: messenger RNA, 875 nt
Organism: Hypomesus transpacificus
Lineage: Eukaryota; Metazoa; Chordata; Actinopteri; Osmeriformes; Osmeridae
Exons: 2
Coding region: 117-875 (252 amino acids)
Source: RefSeq, a predicted model, not a curated record